CUCAGUGACCACUGGCGAUCGCCAUGUAGCGCGCGCCCCCGCAGCUCCGCGCCCCACCGCGCCGCCCGCCGCGGCAGACGAUAUCAAAAGGAAGUGUUACAGCAUUGAUGCACCCCGCCCGGCCGCCGGCCCACGACGGCUGACGCGGCCGCGACCCGCCGGCCCGCUCCUCCGCGCGCUCCGCAGCGGCCAGCACUAUGCCCUCGACGAGGGAGAGCGGGAGCGCGCGCCCCGCCCACGGCGGCAGCCCCAACGGACACCGGCUCAACACCAUGGACAACGCGGCGUUCGACGCCCACGGAGAGGCCGCACAACGCGCCGCCAUGACCACGGUGGAGUUGGGGGAGAUGGGCGCCGUCGCGCCGCGCGCCGCCUCCGGCGCCCCCAGGACGAACGGGACGAACGGGACGGCGGGCGGCGCCCCGCUGUGCAAGCCCGACCUGUGCAGGGCCAUGGCGCCCCAGAUCCUCGGCAAGCCCCCGGCCAUGAGGCCCAACCCCUGGCACCGCUACAAGACGGUCCUGCUGGUGGCCACCGUCGCCGGGCUCGUCAUUUGGGCCGUCGUGUACGGCCUGUUCGCCAACAAGUGGCAGAGCACUUAGACGGUCCGAUCGAGGGCUGGGCCGAGGCCGAGAGAGACGCUCGCACAGGAUUCCCGUCUGCACAAGGGCAGGCGGCUCGUGAAUCUCGUCGUGGCGGUUGUGUACGGAACGUACGGAGCCUAAUCUCAUUAUUACCUCUUAGGUAUAUUUUUUUUAUGACUUUAUGCGCUUGUUACACGUUAUAGCAAAUGAAGUAUGCUUUCUAGGAGUAAGGACAUGUGAUACUGUGAUGACUGAUAAUGUGAAUAUAUAAAUGUAAUGCUAUCAUCUUA
Frankliniella occidentalis (western flower thrips) is the source of this 874-nucleotide messenger RNA. RefSeq lists its product as uncharacterized. The record is from RefSeq and is a predicted model, not a curated record. NCBI's taxonomy places the organism in Eukaryota, Metazoa, Arthropoda, Insecta, Thysanoptera, Thripidae.